This is a messenger RNA of Trichobilharzia szidati, 3675 nucleotides long. The record is from the annotation of a GenBank genome assembly. NCBI's taxonomy places the organism in Eukaryota, Metazoa, Platyhelminthes, Trematoda, Strigeidida, Schistosomatidae.
GUGUGUAAGGCUACAAAUCAGUAAACCUUUCACUUCUGCUGUGCAAAUGACAUCGAAAAUGAAACAGCAAAAAUUAAAAUCUCAAUUUUCACCAAUUAUCUACCAUUUAAAACCAGUUUUGGAGCCAGUCAGUUCACCGGAGUCAGUUGAAACAAAACUAUUUGAAACUGAAAGUGAAACAAUCGAUGAUUACACUGAUGCAGAGUUAAAAUCUCUGACUUUAAGAACUGAAGUUUCCAACAGUCCGGAGGCUGUAACACCAACUCUAAUAAGCUGUCCAAAAAUUCCAUUAACUGGAAGGUCUGAUACACUUUCAAGUAAUUCAGACAUUCAAUUUCUCGAUUCGUAUCAUUUCUCCGAUAACAACAGAAAUACAACGCACAGACCAGUUGUGAUGAAUUCGGAUGAAGAUGAAAAUCCAGAUAUUCCUAUACAAAAAUUCCCUGUCCCGUCAUCAUUAUCAUCUAAAGAAAAUACUAAUGCAUAUAAGCAUCCUAACUCUAGAAAUGUGAAAUCUUAUUCUGAAGAUAAAAUACGCUUUAAGAACACUUCAAAAAUAAACGCUAAUCAGUCAAGAAAAAUGGAAGUCCAGACGCUCCCAUCAGAAAAAAGUCCCUCUGAAAGGCAACGAAUAGAAUAUCACAUAAAAUCAUAUGAAAUUCCCGAAGAAGUAGAAGAAAAGGAAACUCAAUUCUUCCGGAGAAAACCAGUACAAAAGCCUACAGGAUUGAAAUUUGAUCUUAAAAUAGAUAUGGAGAAGUCGAAUAAUGGUAAGGAUAAAAUUAAUUGUUAUCAAUACAUCGAAUCGAAUAGUGACAGUAAUAGAAAGGUUAAACAUCCAUUAAAACAAUGCUCAAUGAUUAAUCUGAGUAUGGAUUCGCUAAAAAACCGAAAAUUGAACUGUAGCCUUGAUUCAAUACAACAGACUGUUAAAAAUCGUGAUACAAAUGAUUUGAACAGCUAUACUGUCACAUCAGAUGAAGAAGAAGAAAAUGAUGAAGCUGUAAAAAUUUCACAAGACAGUAGUGAUGAUAAUAACAAAGAUCAGACGAUAUCCACAUUUCAUUCAAAUAAACAUAAAAACCAGCUGAAACGUAGUGAUUUUAGACCAAAAUCACGCAGAUGCCAGUCAGUAACUGGAUGUAAAACUGUGAAUCAAUGUUCUACCGAGGAUGAACAAACAAAUCAACAUCUGGAUAGAAGUCACAGUCAAGAUAUAAUUUGUUUAAAAAGCCGAAAUAAAUUACCACAGAAAAAGUUGUACAACAGAAGAAAGGCGACGUUAUAUAAAGAGGAAUCUGAUGAUAAUGUAUACAGUCAAGUAGAUCCCAACCAACAUAGAUGCGGUAAUCUAUCUUAUAGAACAGAUUCAUUUUCGAGUCAAAAGUUACAGCCUACAAAAUCCAAAUCACGUUCAAGCAGUCGAGUCCGUAGUUCUUUGAAAGUAAGAAAUAAAAGUAAUGAGAGAAGUGAUUGUAAUCACACUAGUCACAAUAACAGUAAUAACACUAAUAAUAAUAAUAGUACACAUUUUAAUCAUCAUGAAAGAAGACUUCAAAGUCCGAAAAAUCGAAGAACUCGUAUUGGUCAAUCACCAGCUAGAAGUAAAAGUAGCUACUUCAAAGGUGAAAAUUACAAUAGACCUAUUCAUUCACCAGUCAGCUACUAUUUAGAUCUUGAUGACAAAGUGGACUAUGGUCGAAGUUAUACAGAUUAUCAAUCUAAAUUUAGUCCUGUGAACGCGGGGAGUUGCGAUUCUCCAAUAAAUUGUAAUUCUUUGGAUGCAAGUAAUCUGCAUAAACAGAAUCAUUUAUCGGAACAACAAAAACAAGGACGUGAAAGAAAUUCAAAAGACCAUGAUUUAUACUGCAAAAAAUCGCAAUCACUUCGAAAAAAUUUGUAUCCAAUCCGUUCAAAAUCACCAUGCCAUCGACAAUCAGAUAUAUCUUCUGGAUCGUUGGAUAGAUUAAGAAAACGAUGUCGUUCAAUAGAAAGGGAACUGAGUUCAGUUGAAAGAGAACAAUUUGGACAGAGUUUAGGAAAUCCACCGAUAGGUGAUCCAAGAGUUGAUGCCUUAACAUCAGCCAACAGGAUAUUGCGCCAAAGACUGCAAGAUAUACAGAAGUUACAGGAAAGUAGAGAGCAUGCACUGAACAAAGCUCAUACUAUGGUUAAUGGUUUAUUAAACAAACAACACAAACAAGCUUCGAUAAUACGUGAAGGCACACGGGAUUAUACACAGUCGCCACCUACCUCAUAUACAAAUAAUAACCAUCAUUACCAUGAGAAUAAUGGUACGGACAGUGUUUACACUGCUAAAGCUUAUAAACCAUUGGAAGAAGAUAAUGUUUCGGAUUUGCCUGCUUAUACACCGACUAAGUUUGGUCGUCUUCCAGAGAAUGUUGGAUCAGACUAUUAUUAUGGAAGAGAACAUGAGCGAAAGUCUCGCAAUGGCAGUGGUUAUCGUAGUAAUUUAUUAAAUCAUCGGAAAAAUUUGGAUCCACGAGCUAAUUCAACUCAUAUUCUAUUGGAAAGAUUACGUUCAGAUUAUGCAGACUUAGCAAAUAGUGUCUAUCGUAUUGAAGAAAAAGCUCGAGAUGCUGCUUCUUCUGUGCAGUCAUUAUUGAGACAGUUUCAAAUGGGUUUUAUGGAUACUAUUGUCACAAAUCCCGUUAAUCAGAUGCCAAGUGCUGAUAUAUGCGAGCCUUUCGACAGAGUACCAAAUACCAAUGAGCUAUUUGAUAAGUCUGUUACAUUAAGAUUACAAAAAGCCAGAGAUACACUGGAUCAGUUGAAAUCUGAUCAAGUCCGAUCUUCGUUAAGUCAUUAUCGUCAAUCAGAUUUUACUAUCCCAUCAACCGCCACAGGAAUAGUAGGUGGAACAACAACAUCGGUAACUAGCAAAACAAAUCCAAUGAUGACUUCGUCAUUAGCAACAAGUUCUGGUAUGAAAUCGUCUACGUCGAAUAUUCACAAUGAAGAUGAACCGUAUGCAAAAUACUACAGUCAGUAUAACCGUCCACAUACUAAUUCCUUGAGAUCUACAUGGCACAUAAGUUGAGAUGUCGAUGACUCGUCUCCACACAAUCGUUUAUAAACGAAACCUUGGAAUAUCAAAAGAAUAAUUCCCUGUUUUACAGUUGGAAGUAAAAGCCUUAUAAAUCACAUUUUUCAUUCAGGUAUUAUAAAAAUCACCAUGGAAUCUGACUUUCUUUUUUUUUCAAUGUGUUCUUUGAUAUUUUCAUUUUUAUGCAUUGUGAACAAUUAACUAUUUAAAUAUUUUUUAGAAUAUUUAAUAAAAAGACAAAGCCUUUCUGUGUUGUUGUUGUUUUUCUGUUUUGUUUUGUUUUUAAUUUCCUUUCUUUGAGAAGUGUGUUUGUCAGUCGGUUGAUUUGUAUUCAUUUUGUCGUUUUAUUUUUCAAGUAUAACUUUCUUAUAUGUUUGUGUUUCGUAUAUUCUUAGCCUUUAGAUUAGAUAUAAUCAUGCUAUCCUUUGUGUAGUAGGAUAUUUUGAAUGUUUAUACAAACUGGUUACAGAGUAACUAUUUAUAUAUUAACCAGAAGUGUCAUACACUAAUUUCUAUAUAUUACCGCACAUAUACACAGAUUAGUUGAGGUUAAAUUACAUUUUAUACUUUGGUUUCUAGAGGUUUUUUUAUAAUUUCUUUCUUUCACU